UUAAAACGUGACCUGUCACGGGCUUAGCCAGCACAAUCUCCAAUCACGCAACGCCACGUGGCAUAUAUCGUCUACUACCCGGAACGAGAGUUCAGAGGAACGAUCGACAUUUUUUUUGGUAUAAACGAUCGACAUUUUCGGUGUUCUCUCUCACUUUGAAUUCGUUCACUGAGAGAGAGAGAAGCAAUGGCGACGAUGCGAUUCUCCGGUGCAUCGACUGGAGCGGAGACGUUUGUGGGGUGCAACAACUCGUUGUCGAGCUUCGUCGGCGGGAGAUGGAGGACUAGGGUGUUUCCGGCGACUCGCCGGAGCUGGAGACCGGUGCCGCAGAGGAGGCAUUUUCCAGUUGUGAAGUCUGUGUGGAGUGAGCCCAAGGAGAAGGAGGUGACUGAUUCUGUCACCGAUUGCGAACAAGAACCCAUUAGCUCGUUGAAUCCAUUUUCUCCCGAUGCUUCAUCGAUAGCCUCCAGCAUCAAGUACCACGCAGAGUUCACGCCUCUGUUUUCUCCUGAGAAAUUUGAACUGCCAAAAGCUUUCUUUGCAACUGCACAAAGUGUUAGGGAUGCUCUAAUCAUCAACUGGAAUGCAACAUAUGAUUAUUACAACAGGUUGAAUGCAAAGCAUGCGUAUUACUUGUCGAUGGAAUUUCUCCAGGGUAGAGCCCUUCUGAAUGCAGUGGGUAACCUUGGACUAACCGGUGCUUAUGCUGAGGCUUUGAAGAAACUAGGCUACGAUUUGGAAAGAGUAGCUUGUCAGGAGCCAGAUGCUGCACUUGGAAAUGGUGGACUUGGAAGACUUGCCUCAUGCUUUUUGGAUUCGUUGGCAACUUUGAAUUAUCCAGCUUGGGGUUAUGGACUUAGAUACAGGUAUGGGCUAUUCAAACAGAGAAUCACUAAAGAUGGACAGGAAGAAGUUGCGGAAGAUUGGCUCGAGCUGAGCAAUCCAUGGGAAAUAGUCAGAAAUGAUGUCUCAUAUCCUGUAAAGUUCUAUGGCAAAGUGGUUACGGGAUCAGAUGGUAAAAAGCGCUGGAUUGGAGGAGAGGACAUUUUGGCUGUUGCUUAUGAUGUUCCUAUACCCGGUUACAAAACUAAGACGACUAUCAAUCUACGCCUCUGGUCAACGAAAGCUCCUUCAGAAGAUUUUGACUUAUCUUCAUUUAAUUCUGGGAAGCAUAUUGAGGCAGCAGAGGCACUGUAUAAUGCCGAAAAGAUUUGUUAUGUACUUUAUCCCGGGGAUGAGUCAAUUGAAGGAAAGGCUCUUCGUUUGAAGCAACAAUACACCUUGUGCUCAGCUUCGCUCCAAGACAUCAUUGCACGUUUUGAGACAAGAUCCGGGGGAAAUGUCAACUGGGAAGAAUUUCCUGAGAAGGUUGCAGUGCAGAUGAAUGACACUCACCCCACCCUAUGCAUACCCGAGCUGAUGAGGAUUUUGAUGGAUUUGAGGGGAUUAAGUUGGGAUGAAGCUUGGAAAAUCACUCAAAGGACUGUGGCAUACACGAACCACACAGUCUUGCCUGAGGCACUGGAGAAGUGGAGUUUAGAACUCAUGCAGAAGCUGUUGCCACGACAUGUGGAGAUUAUAGAAAUGAUCGAUGAGGAGCUAGUUCGGACAAUUGUUAUAGAGUAUGGCACUGAAGAUCCUGGCUUACUGGAUAAAAAACUAAAGGAAAUGAGGAUCUUAGAAAAUGUGGAGUUGCCUGCUGCAUUUGCAGAUGUUAUUGUGAAGCCAAAGAAACCUUCAGUUACUGCAGCCGAAGACACGACUGAUGAGUCUGUGGAAUCAGAAGAAGAAACUGAAGCCGUGGUGGAAAAGGAAGAGGCAGAAGCCGCUGAUGAGGAAGAGGAGGUUAUCACAGAACCAGUAGUAGAACCACCGAAGAUGGUUCGUAUGGCCAAUCUGUGUGUUGUGGUUGGUCAUGCUGUGAACGGAGUGGCAGAGAUACACAGCGAAAUAGUGAAGCAGGAAGUCUUUAAUGAAUUCUUCAAGUUGUGGCCUGCUAAAUUCCAGAAUAAGACCAAUGGUGUAACACCAAGACGAUGGAUCCGUUUUUGCAAUCCGGAUCUAAGUGACAUUAUAACUAACUGGAUUGGAACAGAAGACUGGGUCUUAAAUACUGAAAACCUCGCCGAGCUAAGAAAGUUUGCAGAUAAUGAAGAACUACAAUCACAGUGGAGGGCUGCGAAAAAGAAAAACAAAAUGAAGGUUGUUUCCCUUAUCAAGGAAAGAACCGGGUAUUCAGUAAACCCGGAUGCCAUGUUCGACAUUCAGAUAAAGCGUAUCCAUGAGUACAAGCGUCAACUGCUUAACAUCUUGGGAAUUGUUUACCGCUACAAAAAGAUGAAAGAGAUGAGUGCCGAUGAAAGGAAGAAAGCCUUUGUUCCAAGAGUUUGCAUAUUUGGAGGAAAAGCAUUCGCCACUUACGUGCAAGCUAAGAGGAUUGUGAAGUUCAUCACAGAUGUUGGUUCUACAAUAAAUCAUGAUCCAGAAAUAGGUGACCUGCUUAAGGUUGUCUUUGUGCCUGAUUAUAAUGUCAGUGUCGCUGAAUUGCUCAUACCAGCGAGCGAGCUUUCACAGCAUAUCAGUACUGCCGGGAUGGAAGCCAGUGGGACAAGUAACAUGAAGUUUGCAAUGAACGGCUGCCUUUUGAUCGGAACCUUAGAUGGUGCCAAUGUUGAAAUCAGAGAAGAGGUCGGAGAAGAGAAUUUUUUCCUCUUUGGUGCCAAAGCUCAUGAGAUCAUUGGCCUCAGGCAAGAAAGAGCUGAAGGGAAGUUUGUUCCUGACCCUCGCUUCGAAGAAAUCAAGAAGUACAUCCAAAGUGGCAUCUUUGGUUCCAACAACUACGAUGAACUGAUGGGAUCCUUGGAAGGAAACGAGGGCUUUGGACGAGCAGAUUAUUUCCUCGUAGGCAAAGACUUCCCUGAUUACAUUGAAUGCCAAGAAAAAGUCGACGAGGCAUACCGAGACCAAAAGAGAUGGACGCGAAUGUCGAUCUUGAACACAGCAGGGUCAUAUAAGUUCAGCAGCGACCGUACAAUUCACGAGUACGCCAAAGACAUCUGGAACAUCAAACCAGUCGAACUUCCAUGAUUCCAACGAGUUCUCAGCCAGAACACACCUCGAGUUUAUCCUUUUUCACCUCCGUUGCACUUCCACUCCUCGAAUGCCUCUUUCACUUUCCAGUUAUAUGUGUAAAGGUCAUCACUACGAAAUAAGAAACAAUGUAUGAACUUGUAUCAUUGUGAUGAAUGUAAGAAAUAAAAUUUCAGUUUUA
Messenger RNA from Tarenaya hassleriana, 3271 nucleotides. Its product is annotated as alpha-glucan phosphorylase 1. Gene Ontology annotation, molecular function: pyridoxal phosphate binding; glycogen phosphorylase activity. The coding region runs from base 187 to 3087 and encodes 966 amino acids. Gene Ontology annotation, cellular component: cytoplasm. Gene Ontology annotation, biological process: glycogen catabolic process. The record is from RefSeq and is a predicted model, not a curated record. NCBI's taxonomy places the organism in Eukaryota, Viridiplantae, Streptophyta, Magnoliopsida, Brassicales, Cleomaceae. The transcript has 15 exons.